Dermatophagoides farinae (American house dust mite) is the source of this 2961-nucleotide messenger RNA. RefSeq lists its product as uncharacterized. NCBI's taxonomy places the organism in Eukaryota, Metazoa, Arthropoda, Arachnida, Sarcoptiformes, Pyroglyphidae. The record is from RefSeq and is a predicted model, not a curated record. Gene Ontology annotation, molecular function: guanyl-nucleotide exchange factor activity; protein binding. Gene Ontology annotation, cellular component: cytoplasm.
AUGGCAAGAUCACCGAAUGAAAGUAUCGAUAUUGAGUUAUUUCAAGAUGAUUUCAAAAACAUCGAUCAAGAAUUUCUUCAAUCAGUUGUUUCGAUUUUCAAAUUUGGAAUUUCAACAGAAAAUAGCUUUAUGGAAGAAUUUUUAUUGAUGACCAAAGAAGCUACAUUUGCAUAUGGUGAACAAAUAUGCUCAUGGUUAUCGUUGGAACAUGAUAUGAGCAAACCACAACGGAUAUCACUCUUAAAUGAUGUGAAAAUUGUUCAAGUAGAUUUUGGCUGGGGUUUUGUUGCCAUUCUAACUGAUGAUGGAAAAGUAUUCAUAGCCAGCAAGGUUAAAAGUAAUUGGAAAACGAAUAAAACAUUACGAUUAAUCAACACCGGUAAUGACAAAUUCAAGAUGAUUGCUUGUGGACGGUGGCAUUUAUUAUUGCUACGACAAGAUGGUCAUGUUUUCUCUAUGGGCAAUAAUAGUCAUGGUCAAAUAGCUGGUAAUGAAAGAUUAUCAUAUGACAGUAUGAUCCAAAUAAAGAAGCUAGAAAAUGUCAAGCUUAUAGCUUGUGGAUUUGAUCAUAAUUUAUCAAUAACUAAUAAAGAAGAAACUUAUUCCUGGGGCGGUAAUAGUUUUGGUCAAUUAGGUCUUGGUGAUGAAAAAGACCGAAAAACCCCACGUCUUGUUGCAUUUCCAAAUGUUGAUUCAACCCGCAUCAAAGAUAUUGUGGCUGGCAUAUUCUUUUCAUUAUUUUUAUUCGAAAAUGGUCAGCUUUGGGCAUGUGGUUCUAAUUACAAUGGUGUACUUGGUCUUGGUGAAACAAAGAUUCGAUCAACACCGACAAAAAUACCGAUUAAAAAUGUAAAACAGAUUGUAUGUUCGAAAGUCGACAGCUUUUUAUUGGCAAAUGAUGGGUCAUCGUAUUAUGCAUGGGGAAAAGCCAAAUAUAGAAAAUGGUCAUCACCUAAAAGAUUUGAUGAUCAUCCGACGUCAUUUGUAGCUGCAUCAACAAUGAUUUUUCCAUCACCACUAACAUUUGGUCUCACAUCAACAAUCUAUGUAUUCGGAUCACAUGAUUCAAUAUCGUACCAAUCCAAAUCAAUCCUCCAACUAUUCGAUAAUCAAGAUAGUUAUGAUGUGGAAUUUUUAAUUGACCAAAAACCUAUUAAGGCAUGCAAAUGUUAUCUCGAAUCUAUAUCGGAAUAUUAUCGACGAAUGUUUUCCGGUAAUUGGAGUGAAAAUGACCAAGUGAACAUCAACAAUUACUCGUAUGAUACAUACUAUGCCUACUUGCUUAUGUUACAUACUGGUAAAAUUCAUAUCAAUCAUCAAAACAUAAUCGAACUUGUUGAUCUGGCAAAUUGUUAUGGAGAUUUAAAAUUGAUGGAACAUUGUGAAACAUUCAUACGGAAUGAUCUGAAUGCACAAACUAUGACAACAUAUCUUCCAUUAAUUAUCAAAUACGAAUUGAAGAUAUUGGAAUAUAAAUUCAGAAAUAUUGCAAAACCACUGGCUGAAAAAAUCGAUAUUGAUUUAUUUGAAGAAGAUUUAGAAGACAUCCAUCAAGAAUUUCUCCAAUCAGUCGUUUCGAUUUUCAGCUUUUCCUUCAAUGUCGAAAAACAAUUUUUAUUGAUGACCAAAGAAGCUACAUAUGCAUAUGGUGUAGAAAUAUGCACAUGGUUAUCGUUGGAACAUAAAUGGUCCGAACCACAACGGAUAUCACUUUUGGAUGAUAUGAAAAUCGUUCAAGUAGAUUAUGGACGUAAUUUUAUUGCCAUUCUAACUGAUAAUGGACAAGUAUUUCUAGCCAGCGAUGAAGAAACUAAAUGGAAAACGAAUAAAACAUUACGAUUGAUCAACACCGGUACUGACCGUUUCAAGAUGAUUUCUUGUGGAAAGUUGCAUUUAUUAUUGCUACGACAAGAUGGUCAUGUUUUCGCUAUGGGUGAUAAUAGUCAUGGUCAAAUAACUGGCAAUAAAAAAUCAUCAUAUGAAAGUAUGAUAGACAUUGAUAACCUAGAAAAUACCGAGCUCAUAGCUUGUGGGUGGUUUCAUAGUUUAUCAAUAACUAAUAAUGGAGAAAUUUAUUCCUGGGGCCAUAAUGAUUUUGGUCAAUUAGGUCUUGGUGAUGAAAACAAACGAAACGCCCCAUGUCUUGUUUCAUAUCCUAUUGCUGAUUCAACACUAAUCAAAGAUAUUGUGGCUGGUGACCGACAUUCAUUAUUUUUAUUCGAAAAUGGCCAGCUUUGGGGAUGUGGUUCUAAUAGUGAUGGUGAACUUGGUCUUGGUGAUGAUAUUAAACAAUUAGUGUUGACGAAAAUACCGAUUGAAAAUGUACAACAAAUUGUAUGUUCAAAAUUCCACAGUUUUUCAUUGGCAUAUGAUGGAUCAUCGUAUUAUGCAUGGGGCAAAAUCAUAUAUAGCAAAUUGUUGUCACCUAGAGAAUUAGAUGAUUCACAUUCAUCAUUUGCUUCUGCAUCAGUUCAGGUAUUGAAUCCAUUCACAUUUUGUCUUACAUCAAUAAUCCAUGAAUUCAAAUUACAUGAUCCAAUAUCGUAUCAAUGCAAAUCAAUCCAAUUAUUCAAUAAUCAAGAUAGUUAUGAUAUGGAAUUUAUUAUCGAUGGCAAACGUAUAAAAGUGUGCAAAUGUUAUUUGAAAUCUGUAUCCAAAUUUUAUGGUGAUAAAUUUUCUGAUGAUUGGAAAGAAAAAAAAGAGGUAACAAUCAAUGAAUAUAGCUAUGAUGCAUACUAUGAAUAUCUACGUAUGUUACAUACGGGUAAAAUUUAUAUUAAUCGUCAAAAUAUAACCGAACUUGUUGGUAUGGCCAAUUGUUAUGGUGUCGAAAGAUUGAUGAAAUAUUGUGAAACAUUCAUACAGAAUGAUCUAAAUAAACAAACUAUGCUUACAUAUGUUCCAUUAAUUAACAAAUAUCAGGAAUUUUAUGCCAAACUUGUUCAUCUUGACCAAAAUUGA